Globicephala melas (long-finned pilot whale) is the source of this 8493-nucleotide messenger RNA. RefSeq names its product Rho GTPase activating protein 39 (gene ARHGAP39). Gene Ontology annotation, molecular function: protein binding; GTPase activator activity. Gene Ontology annotation, biological process: signal transduction. Gene Ontology annotation, cellular component: cytoplasm; cytoskeleton. The record is from RefSeq and is a predicted model, not a curated record. Lineage: Eukaryota; Metazoa; Chordata; Mammalia; Artiodactyla; Delphinidae.
CCUCCCGGACCAGGGCACGAACCCACGUCCCCUGCAUCGGCAGGCGGACUCUCAACCACUGCGCCACCAGGGAAGCCCUCAUCUGUGGCUUUUUUGGCAGACUUGACUAGUUGCAACAGAGACUUCAUGGCCCACAACACCUAAACUGUUUCCUGUCUGGCCCAUUUUCAGAAAAAGUUUGCUCUAGAAGUUCAGAGGGAGAAGGACUGCAGUGGGCGGGGGCUUCAAGGAAGAGGUGGUCUUUGAGCUGAACCUCAGCAGGAGGUGAGUGGGGGAAGGGUGGAGGACACUGCAGCACUACAGACAGAAAGGGUUUCAGGUCUUGGGAGUAAAGGCAAGAAGGUGGCUCACGUGUGGUUUGUGGGGUUAGAAGUUUGUAUAAGGAAUAAGAGGAAAUAAGGGUUAUAACGUGAAGAUCUUUGAACUUCGGUGAAGGACUUUAGAUUUCAGUUCUCUGGCUAUGGGGAGCCGCUUCAGGUCUGCGAGUAGGGGAGGUCCUGAUAAAAUGGGUUAGGAACGUGUACCUGGCCGUGAUGCGUAGGAUGGGUUGGGGAAGGAAGAAAUCAGGGAGUUUAUUGGGCAGCUUUCUCUAGAAAGACUGCAGUAACAAGUCAGAGGUUUACUUCUAGCUCACAUUUCAUUUGCUUGAGGCUCUUUUCUGAGAGUCUUCAUUGCUGGAUCGGGGACGUGCCCUUGUUUGGGACACGCUAUUCUUAUGGCAAGAGAGUGGCAGAGACUCAGCCUCUCUUUGAGCUUCAGCUUAGAACUGGAGACUCAAGUUCUGUGGCCAAAGCAGGUCUCCUGGCCCAGCCCCGGGAGAGGAGAUACGUCCCACGGCCAGGGGCAGGCUGUAGGAUGGACAGCCCUCUUACAGGGAGGGUGGCCAAAUAACCAGAGCCAAUGCUAGGACCACCCCAAGGGAGCAGACAAGUGCCAGCCGCACUUCUUCCCUUAGCCGCCUGCGCGGAAGCCCUGCAGGCGUCUCAGGCCUUGCCUCCUGCCUCACUUCUAGCCUUGGCCGCCUGGUGCUCUGGGCCCAUCAUGUGCUAGGUUCUUCCCCCGCAUGCUGCUGCUCCCUGCCUUGCUCGUCGUACCUUCCACGUAGUUAAUGAAUCCCCCUUCCUCUGGCAGCAGGGCCAGCUGCCAGGCGGGGCCUGUGCCUGUCUCGUCCGCACUGUGGCGGUGCCUCCUGGCUGGACCCCCUCACCUCUAUCUUCCACGCAGCUGCUCAGGGCAUGUGUGCAGGUCAGUGUUCUCAUCCAGCGGUGGUUCAUCUGGAGACAUUUGCGGUCGUCCCAACUGGGAGCAGGUGCAGCGGCAGCGAAUGUGUGGAGGCCAUCCCGUGCUACCCAGGAUGCUCCGUGGCCGAGGAGCAGGCCCUGGGCAUGUGUGCCAGUUGUGCUGCUGCUCUGCCCUCCUCCCCGGCUCGCCGUGCCCCCUGGACUGCUGUCCGUGGCCCAGCGUGCCCCGACUCGCACCCAGCGCUCCGGCGACUCUGGCUGAGCACCGCCAGGCCCAGCCCUGCUCCGCAUUCUCUCUUCCCCUCACACAAGCAGGGCUCGGGGGCUCCUUAGGCCCUCACUGGGGCCUGCCUGGGGCCUGAUCUGUCCCCAUGCCAGGCACGCUCUGCACAGCCUCCAGUUGUCCCCCUCUGCACAGGGAGUCCUCGAGGGCAGCGGACUCAGUGCCUCGUGUAGCAUUUCCUUUGUGUCUUAACAUCAGCAGGGAUGGACGCCUUUGGGUGGGAGUCACCGUUGUGCUUCCCAGGUUGACACAGCAGCGGCUGCUUCCAGCUACCUGAGGCCUCUCAUCUCUUGCUUUCCUAAGUGUAAAUGUUUUAAUUCUCAUAGGUUCUUUUCAUUUUUGCUCCUUAAAAGGUUAAAAAAUUUUGUACUACGUAACAUCUUCAGGGUUUGAAGGCACAGAGGGUGCACAGUGUAGCUGUCUGUUGCCUCCAUCCCUUCUCUGCCCCCAGAAGCCUGGUCCCCUGGAGGCACCCACUCCAUCUCCUUCUAGAGAUACUUCGUUGUAACUAUGCACGCAAACAUGUAUAUGUCUUCUUUUUUUCCCGCUCUUUUCUUUAAAAAAUUUUUCGUAACCUCGCCUUUUUAACUAAAUGUGUUUGGGUUUGGGAAGUCACUCCAUAUCAGUACAUUUUCCAGUUCAUUCUUUUUCAUGACUACAUCGUGUCUGGCUGUGUGGAGGUGCUAUAAUUUAUCUAACCAGCCCCUGCUGGUGAACAUCAUAUUUUGCGCAGUUAAAAUCAGGCUGCAGGCACAGCAUUGUGGACAUGUGCACGUGUGCCUGUGGGGCCCAUCCCUAGAAGUGACAUCUCUUUGUUUAAUCACUGUUGAUUCUGUUAGAUCAGGUUUUGCUUUUGUUUCUUAAUGUCUUUAACUGUACUUUCUGUGGUCAUUUAUUUCUCCCAGUUAUCUGUCUGUAUUUUAAAUAAUAUAGGAUGGUCAGAUUAGGUGAGUUUCUCAGUUGGAAAUUGGCUCACCUUUCAUGUGUUCUUAUAGGUAGGAGUGACUAGGAAAACAUAUCCACACAAAAACUUGUACACAGAAGUUCACAGUAGCAUCAUUCAUAAUAGCCAAAAAGGGGAAACAACCAAAAUGUCCAUCAGCAGACGAACGGACAAACAAAGUGUGUUCUGUCCAUACAGUGGAAUAUUAUUUGGGAAUAAAAAGAAAGGAAGUACUGAUUCAUGCUACAAUGUGGAUGAAUCUUGGAACAUUAUGCUGAGUGAAAGAAGCCAGACACAAAGGUCUGGCUUUGUACGGUUCCAUUGAUAUGAAAUGCCCCAAACAGGCAAAUCCAUAGGGACAGAAAGUAGAUUAGUGGUUGCCAGGGGCUGGGAAAUGACAGCUAAGGCGUAUGGGGUUUCUUUUUGGGUAAUGAAAAUAUUCUAAACUUGACUGUGGUGAAGACUGUGCCUAUCUGUGAAUAUACUGAAAUAUUCUAAAAUUGUAUGCUUUAAAUGGGUGAAUUGUAUGGUAUGUGAAUUACAUCUCAAUAAAGCUGUUAAAAAUAAGAGUGAUUAGGAUUUUUAAGGAGGGAGCGUUCCAAGGGGGGGCCCAAGGCCUUAGAGUUGACUCUGUCCUGGGCUUGUGGUGAGAAGUCCAGUGGGCAGCACGGUGACGCCCGGAUCGGCCUUUGAGAUACUGGGUAUAGUGGACACAGCACUGUUCCCACUGCGGAAGACUUGAGUUCAGCCUUGACUCAGUCCCCGAGGAGUGUGGUCCAUCACAGGGCGGUGCCUUCUCGACUGCUGCUGAGGGCAUCCCACUGACCUGCUGACAUCCGUCCACCUGGGUCCUCAGGAAAAGGCUGCGAUGUCCCAGACGCAGGACUACGAAUGCGAGAGCCAUCAUGCUGGCCUGCAGGAGCCUCGGCUUUCAGGAUCUAGCACGAGGCUGGAGUGGGUGGAGAUCAUCGAGCCGCGCACGCGCGAGCGCAUGUACGCCAACCUGGUCACGGGCGAAUGCGUGUGGGACCCGCCGGCCGGCGUGCGCAUCAAGCGCACCAGCGAGAACCAGUGGUGGGAGCUCUUCGACCCCAACACGUCGCGCUUCUACUACUACAACGCCACCACCCAGCGCACGGUGUGGCACCGGCCGCAGGACUGCGACAUCAUCCCCCUGGCCAAGCUGCAGACCCUGAAGCAGAACACCGACUCCCCCAGAGCCUCGGCUGAGAACAGCCCUGGGAGGGGCAGCAGCGUCAGCCACGACGGCAGCACCAGCUCGUCCCUGGAGCCCGAGCUGGAUGCCGGCGACAAGGUGCAGGAGAGUGUGGGGCGAGCCAGCCGGCAGGCCGUGCUCGGGGCGGUGAAGGAGGAGAGCGGCAGUUCCUCACCGUCAGGAGGUCUUCUUGAGAAGGACUAUGAGAUUUACCAGGACUACAGUGCGGACGGCCACCUUCUCCACUGCAGGACCUCCUCGCUCCGCUGGAACUCGGGCACCAAGGAGCGCAUGCUCAUCAAAGUUGCCGACAGGGAGCCCAGCUUCCUUUCCCCCCAGGGCAACGGCUACCCCCUGGACAGCCAGCCCAGGGGUCGCUCCCGCAGACCCUCUGGGGGACAGCACUCGCCCAGCCUACAGACCUUCACCUCCGACGCGGACGGCCCUGUCUUCUUCUCAGAGCGGAGGCCGUCACCCUUCCUGAAGAGGGCUGAGCUGGGGAGCUGCUCCCCACUGCUGGCCCAGCCCCGCAAGCCCGCCGCCGACUCUCAGCCGUCCUCCCCGCGUUACGCCUACGAGCCCCCCCUCUACGAAGAGCCCCCCGUGGAGUACCAGGCCCCCAUCUAUGACGAGCCCCCCAUGGAUGUGCAGUUUGAGGCCGGCGGGGGCUAUCAGGCCAGCUCGCCUCGGCGGUCUCCCAGCCGCAAGCCGCCCAAGCAGGCCUCGGCGUCGCCCUACCAGCAGCUGGUGCUCACCAGGCAGAAGUGCCCCGAGCGCUACCUGAGCCUGGAGUACAGCCCGGCUGGCAAGGAGUAUGUCCGCCAGCUGGUGUAUGUGGAGCAGGCCGGCUCCAGCCCCAAGCUGCGCGCGGGCCCGAGGCACAAGUACUCGCCCCACCCAGGCGGCGGCUCCCUCUCCCUGCAGCCCAGCCCUUGCCUGCUGCGCGACCAGCGCCUGGGGGUCACGUCCGGGGACUACAGCAGCAUGGAGGGGCCCGAGCUGCGGUCCGCCCAGCCGCCCAUGCCACUACCCCAGGCCCAGGACGAUGCCAUGUCCUGGUCCAGCCAGCAGGACACCAUGUCCUCGACGGGCUGCUCCCCCAGCACACGAAAGAGGAAGAGCAGGAACCCCUCUGCGUGCCACACCCCCAGCGCCCUGUCCACCGAGGGCCCCGGGGACCGCGACCCGCUUGGCCAGCAGCCCCUGACCGAGGAGCGGCCCCUGUGCGGCCCCAGCCUGGCGCCCACAAGGCGUGCAGAGGGCGAGGCGCGUGAGGGGGACGGGACCCGGGGCGAGGCCGAGCCCUUCCUGGCUCAGGCCCGGCUGGCCUGGGAGGCACAGCAGGCCCGCUUGCACAUGAAGCAGAGGGGCAGCUGGGACUCACAGCAGGACGGCUCGGGCUACGAGAGCGACGGGGCCGUGCCGCUGCCCAUGCCUGGGCCUGUGGUGCGCGCCUUCAGCGAGGAUGAGGCGCUGGCCCAGCAGGAGAGCAAAAAGCACUGGCAGAGGGCCGCCUCGGACCGGCUCGCCUUCCCCCAGGCCCUGCUCGAGAAGAGCGUGUCUGUGCAGACCAGCCUGGCCUCCCCGGAGCCCUACCUCCACCCCUCUCAGUCUGAGGACCUCGGCACCUGCGCCCAGUUCGAGAGCAGCCGGCAGACCCGGAGCGUGAUGCCCAGCGCCAGCUGCGUGUUCCCCACCUUCACACUUCGCAAGCCGUCCUCGGAGACCGACAUCGAGAACUGGGCCUCCAAGCACUUCAACAAACACACACAGGGCCUCUUCCGGCGGAAGGUGUCCAUUGCCAACAUGCUGGCAUGGAGCAGCGAGUCUAUCAAGAAGCCCAUGAUCGUGACCAGCGACCGCCACGUGAAGAAGGAGGCCUGUGAGGUCUUCAAGCUGAUCCAGAUGUACAUGGGCGACCGGCGCGCCAAGGCCGACCCGCUGCACGUGGCCCUGGAGAUCGCCACCAAGGGCUGGAGCGUGCAGGGCCUGCGGGACGAACUCUACAUCCAGCUGUGCCGGCAGACCACCGAGAACUUCCGCCUCGAGAGCCUGGCCCGCGGCUGGGAGCUCAUGGCCAUCUGCCUGGCCUUCUUCCCGCCCACGCCCAAGUUCCACUCCUACCUGGAGGGCUACAUCUACCGGCACAUGGACCCCGUCAACGACACCAAAGUGACACAGCACAUGAAAGCGCUUCUGGAAAGGAACAGUAAGAAGAAGUCCAAGUUGAGAAAGAAACCCAAGCCUUAUGUUGAGGAGCCGGAUGGGGUGGCAAUAAGCACGUACGCCAAGUACUGUUACCACAAGCUGCAGAAGGCGGCCCUGACUGGAGCCAAGAAGGUGGCCCAGCAGGAGGCGCCUCUGGUGACUCAGGGGCCAGGGAGUUGGGGGUCCCCGGCUCGGGCCUGGGGCUCACAGGGACGAGAGGACAGAAGGAGGAAAGAGGGCGGUGCGCUGCAGGAGGUCAUGAGCAUGCAGAGGGAGCGCUUCCCCGAUCGGCAGCUGCCCUGGGUGCAGACUCGGCUGUCGGAGGAGGUGCUUGCACUCAACGGUGACCAGACGGAAGGCAUCUUCAGAGUCCCUGGGGACAUUGAUGAGGUGAAUGCCCUGAAGCUACAGGUGGACCAGUGGAAGGUGCCUACAGGCCUGGAGGACCCCCACGUCCCAGGUAAGCCCCCAGUCCCCUCAGCAGCAGGAGCAGCUCGGACGGUUCAGCCCUCCCUGCUUUCCGUCGUGAAGGGACAGCCCUCUGGUCCAUUUCCAGCACAGACGUCCCCCUGCCGUUGGACAGCCUCCGCGGCGCCUCCCUCCGCUUGCCUGCGCACGGUGGCUGCACAGCCUCUCUUGGUUCCCGGCGCUCGGGGUCAGUCCAGGCCCUCAGGACCAGGAGCCCGCAGGCCUCCGGCCGCGCAGUCCACACGGCUGGGUGGACACCUCCCGUCUGGUCCUGGCCCCUCGCCCCCACUCCCGACACACACGGCCGCUUUCGCCCCUUGCUGCUGGUGGGGCGGGUCCCCGACUGCCCCGCCCAGCCGAAACCCCCGCGCUGCGUCCCCAGCGUCGCUGCUGAAGCUGUGGUACCGGGAGCUGGAGGAGCCCCUGAUCCCCCACGAGUUCUACGAGCAGUGCAUCGCGCACUACGAGAGCCCCGAGGCCGCCGUGGCCGUGGUGCACGCCCUGCCCCGCAUCAACCGCCUGGUGCUGUGCUACCUCAUCCGUUUCCUCCAGGUGUUCGUGCAGCCCGCCAAUGUGGCCAUCACCAAGAUGGACGUCAGCAACCUGGCCAUGGUGAUGGCGCCCAACUGCCUGCGCUGCCGCUCGGACGACCCGCGCAUCAUCUUUGAGAACACUCGCAAGGAGAUGUCCUUCCUGCGCGUGCUCAUCCAGCACCUGGACACCACCUUCAUGGAGGGCGUGCUAUAGCGCGUGGGCACCGAGGGACCGAGGGUGGGGACAGAGCCUGCCCGGCUGCGCCCGGGCAGGGGGCACGCGGGGAGGGGGGAGGGGACGCCCGAGAAGCGGAGGUAGCAUGCCGGCUCCGCCCAUGCCCGCCCCAGCCCUGGAACCCGCAUCCCCCGACCCGGGCCCUCGGCCUGAAGGCGCAACCAAGGCAGAGGGGCUGCGGGAAGGGCGCCUCUGCCCCGCCCCGGGCCUCGUGGCCGUGUCGUUCGGCGCUGCCGCGCCCACCGCCAGCCGCGGUCCGGCCGCGAGAAAGUGCCUUCUGUUUCCUGGAGCCAAGUGACACUGCCCCUCCCGGCCGGCCCGAGAGCACAAGCCGCCCUUGCUGGGGCGAGCCGCCUUGCUGGGGCUGCUGCGCUCAGCUUGGCCCCGGCCCAGCCCGGCUGCCCAUCUUCCUCUUCCUCUGCCCUCCCCCUGACCUGGGGGGGGGGUCUCCUGAUCUGCGACUUCCGCCCCCCCCAGUCCCUUCCCGCCCCCUCCCCCUGCCACUUGUGGCCUCCAGCGUGGUGACUGCACAGGAGUUUGGGGGCUCCAGGGCUCUGGGCUUUUCACCACCAGAGCAGAACCUGGCUGGUGCUGGGCCCGAUAGGCUCUCUCUGGGUAGAAAGGGGCCCCCAAGCCAAAGUCCUCUGGGGUUGGGGGCAGGGUUGGGCAGGCAUUCUUUGGGCAGGGUGGGGGAGGGGCAAGAGUAUUUUUUCUUCGUGUAACUAUAAAUUCAGAAUCUAUCCCGCAUCCCAACCCGCCUGUGUAUAGAGAGAUAAAUAGAGCGAAAGAUAUAAGAACUAAAUUUGCUAAUGACAUAGUCUUAACCCAAAUGUUAUUUAUUUGAGGCUUCUCCCGUCCUCUGCAGACAAGUUGAGAUCAUUCCUUCAUUUUCUUCUCCACCCUCUUGGCUUCUGACCAAAAAUCAAACCCUGCCCCAUCCCCAUCCAGGACCUGCAGCAGAUGAGAGGGAAGGAGCCCUGAACUGGGGGACCAGAGGGGCACCGGCGACUGCCCUUCCUCGAGGCCAGAGCCGGGGCGGGGGGUAGGGUGGGUGGGUGGAGGGGAGGUAUCUAGACUCUCAGUUUGUACAUUUUCCAAUUUGUAAUUUGAGUUCCAAUUGUGGUAAAACUUAAUUUCUCCCCGGUUAUAUAUAUAUAUAUAUAUAUAUAUAUAUUUAGAGUUGAGUUUUUAUUUAUUAAGAACAAAAGAACCCAGUCCUGCCGAGGCCCGGUGUCCACUGGGGGAGCGUCCUCAGUCCGGGGGUCUCGGGGCCUGGGUAGGGGCGGCCCGGCCACAGACUCUCGCUCUGAUGCACGGACUCGAGAGAUGACAACACUUUGUGUGAAUAAAGUACGUAUGGACACUU